This is a messenger RNA of Zingiber officinale, 2081 nucleotides long. RefSeq names its product putative ABC1 protein At2g40090. The coding region runs from base 373 to 1869 and encodes 498 amino acids. The record is from RefSeq and is a predicted model, not a curated record. NCBI's taxonomy places the organism in Eukaryota, Viridiplantae, Streptophyta, Magnoliopsida, Zingiberales, Zingiberaceae. Gene Ontology annotation, biological process: mitochondrion organization; lipid homeostasis. Gene Ontology annotation, cellular component: mitochondrial inner membrane. The transcript has 14 exons.
CAAAACCUUCUCCCAGAUUCGUUCUCGGUCUUCGAGGCGAUCAGAAUCCCUGAUUUCGCGUCGGCCCCCUCGGAUCGAGGGCGGCUCCCGGUUGGGUAAAUGCGGCGGGCUGCCAUUAAGUUCGCAUUUGGAACCGCCAUUCUCGGCGGCGGUGUCACCGCCGCCGCCGUUGCCACCUCCGACGAUCCCUCGACCACCCUCAAGAUUUGCACCAUUGUUCCCCUCCGCCUCCUCCGCGAUUCCUUCACGGUGGCAUCUGUCGUCGCAGUUAUGAGAGCUGUCUUCAUGAUGUCUGUAACCAAAUAGGAGGCUGAACGCAUGCUUACAUCCGGAUGAAUCGAAUAUUAGGACAGGAGACCUUAAGGUUGGUACAUGUUGGCCCGGCCAGUCUGGUGUUGGAUAUUUUAUUGCCUCUUCUUCUUCUCAAUUGACUAUCAAUACUCAUGUUGGGGUCUCAAGCAAGGAAGUACUGAGUGGUUGAAGGCAAAGCAUGAAGCUCAUGAGCGAUCUGCUUAUAAGUUGCAGGAAUUGUGUUUUCGCAAUGGAGGGAUAUAUAUUAAGCUUGGUCAACAUAUUAGUCAACUGGAAUAUGUAAUUCCUGAAGAAUAUGUUCGGAUAAUGAAGGCCUCAAUGCUGAAAAGAUGUCCUGUUUCCUCAUAUGAUCAAAUCCGAAAUGUAGUCAUUAAAGAACUUGGAGGACCACCUGAGAAGGUUUUUCAAGAAUUUGAUUCAAAGCCUUUAGCUAGUGCUUCUCUUGCACAAGUUCAUGCUGCUAGAACCCAUGAUGGCCAGAAAGUUGCUAUAAAGGUUCAGCACACUCAUUUGACAGAUACUGCUGUUGCAGACAUUGCUACUGUGAAUUUGAUAGUGAGUUUCUUGCACUGGUGCUUUCCAGAAUUGGACUACAGAUGGUUGGUUCAUGAAGUCAGCGAGAGUGUACCCAAGGAAUUAGAUUUCUUGUUUGAGGCUAGAAAUAGUUUGAAAUGUAUGGACAAUUUUAGGAAGCUAUCCCCUCAUUUAGCACGUAACAUAUAUGCCCCCAAAGUCUUUUGGAACCUAAGUACAUCUAGAAUUCUGACUAUGGAAUUUAUGGAUGCCCCGGAAAUAACUGAUGUCAGAGCUAUACGAAGGCUUGGACUUGAGCCAAUCGAUGUCUCAAAAUUAGUCAGUCAUGCUUUUGCAGAGAUGAUUUUCAAGCAUGGGUUUGUGCAUUGUGAUCCACAUGCUGCUAAUAUGAUGGUUAGGCCUUUGCCAUCAAGUAAAUGGAAUAUUUUUGGGAAAAAGAAACCACAAUUGAUACUGCUUGAUCAUGGUCUUUACAGAGAGCUCAAUUUUUCUACUAGAAUAAACUAUGCUGCACUUUGGAAGGGUCUAGUUUUUGCUGAUGUUAAGGCCAUCAAGGACAAUAGUAUAAAACUUGGUGCUGGUGAGGAUCUUUAUGUUCUAUUUGCCGGAGUACUCACUAUGAGGCCUUGGCAAAAAGUUGUGGAUCCAUCAGCAGACCACUUAGUUAUCAAGGGAAAUCAGGAUGACCGUGCAGAACUACAGAUGUAUGCUGCUCAGUAUUUUCCUCAAAUAUCAGAGCUGCUUAGGAGACUACCACGUGUAAUUUUACUAAUGUUGAAGACUAAUGACUGUUUAAGAUCUGUCAAUCAUACCCUGCUUCAAGGGUCCUCCCUAGAAACAUAUUUCAUCAUCGGCAAAGUUGCAUCGGAAGCAUUGGCAGAUUCCAAGAGAAUAACAUGCGAAGGAUCAGCUUUUGGGAUGCUAAGCUUUUGGCUGGAAAUGAUUUUGGUUGAAGUCCGAUUUCUAUGCCUGAAAAUUGCAAUGCAUCUUCUACAGCUUAAAAAAGCUAUUGAUAGUCACUGAUCACAUUUUCGCCAGAGAGCAACUUAUUUGUUCCUGUCCAGCAUCAUUUUUUUUCUUUCAAAAAUUUUGUGUUGAUUUAUCAAUAAAAUAUUUAUAUUAAAAAUUGCAUGCAAUGUUUCAAUUGGAAUUAAAUAUUAAUUGAUUAAUUACAUCAAUGAAUGUAUCGACGUUGUUUUCAACAACAAUAAAAGUAGCUUUUUCUGUAAAAAAAA